Messenger RNA from Rhizophagus irregularis DAOM 181602=DAOM 197198, 915 nucleotides. The record is from RefSeq and is a predicted model, not a curated record. NCBI's taxonomy places the organism in Eukaryota, Fungi, Glomeromycota, Glomeromycetes, Glomerales, Glomeraceae.
AAUUGUGAAAAAAAUGAGUAGUGGAUUUAAAAAAUUACCUGAACUAAUACAGGUACUUACUAUAGUAUUCACCAGAAAAAUCAUUUAUAAUGAUCAUUUUAACCCAGAACCAAUAUCUCAAGAGAAUAAAGUACUUUGCGAAGAAUUUAUUGCAGAAUAUCUUUUAAAUGGCAGAACGCAAAAAUUUGAAAUUUUGGAAUCAAGAUUAAGAAAUAAGAGCAGAAACCAAGGAUUAAUACCUACCUUUAUUAAGCAUUCAGAGGCAUAUUAUAAAGAUAGGGAAAUACUGUUUCAGAAGAAACAUGAGCUAAUUCCGUUUAUAUUUCAUUAUUUUAAACAAAGAGAAAAUGAAAUUUCAAAUAAUCAAACUUUCGAAGAUUUUAAGGAAAAUCUAGAAACUCGGUUAACAGAAAUUGAGAAUGUAAUUGGAUUAGAAAAGUCGGGAAAUUUUGAAUUAAGGUUAAAUCGGAUUAAAGAACAUUUAAUUAACGUUAACGGGCAAGUUUCAACAAGAAAUACUGGUACGAAAAAAAUUUGGGUGAAAUUUAAUGAAAACGCUAUAAAAAUAGUAUUUAAUGGGUAGGAUGUUUUUGAUUUAGUAGAAGAGGCUACUACAAAAUUGAAUGGGCUAGAUAAUUACAGAAUGGAUUUGAUUGAAGCAUAUAAACAUAAUUCAUCAGAACCGCUAAGAUUUGGAGACAUGGUUGAUGGUAGUUUUAUCAAUCAAUAUGAAACACCGAUAUUGAUUAGAAUAAAGACACAACAAUAAGAAAAUAUUUCCGUAUGGAAAAAUCCAUAACACUUAUUUAAUGUUGUACGAUUUAUAAGCGAGAUAGAUUAUAAAGUUUAACUAACUAUAAAAAUAAGUUCUUUUUAUUUUUUUUUAUUUUAUCUUUUUUUUUUAUUAAACGUGGU